UGCGUCCGCGGUUUACUCUGAGCCCGUAUUUAAUUCCUCUAAACCCCCAGCUGCCGCCCUGGUUACUCACUGAACACGACAGACUGUGGACCGCUCUGGUUAUUAAUAAUUCACCAGCCCUGCGCUCCGCUUCUCCGGCCGCGGCCACAGGACACCGCGCGUCCUCACUGGAGCGCGCCGCGUUUUCACCUCCAGCGCGUGUUUACUUGGUUUCGGCUGCUCGGUGGCUCGCAGCGGGGGAGACGUGCGUUUCACCCUCUCGUUAUUGUGUCUGAGGCGCACAGGCUGCAACAGUCCCGCCGGCGUGCGUGGCACUGAGGUCCCCCCCGCGCUUACCCGCACCAGCUCUGCCCUGCCACUGGUCUGAGACGAACGUCCCUUUUCCGUGACUUUACGCAGGUGGAGCAGCGCGGACCGAGGAGGAACUCCGCGUCUUUUCACACGAGCAGAGCCGGAGCAUGCACGCGGGGAAAGCGCGCGUUGUCGUCCUCUCCUGCAGGAGCAACAGCUGAUCUGGGGACCGCGUAAUAAGCGGAGAGCGCAGGGCUACUUACUGUCGGUGCACGCAGCCGCGCUCCUGCUCUGCCACUCGGGCUCAGACGGGGACUGUGUCGGUGGCGCGUCCGCGGACUUUACGGUACCGGGACAGAGUGGAGAGAGAGAGAGAGAGGGGGGGAGAGAGAGAGAGAGAGGGGGAGAGAAAGAGAGAGAGAGAGCGCGCACUGACAGGAGCGCACAACCUUGACACCGACGGGGUUUUCAUGGAAAUGUCACGAGUUGAGCGCGAACAUAAACACUUUGCAUGAAGAAGACGAGAAGCGGACGAGUUGGAUUAUUCCGCGCGGAGAAGACCUGGUUCUAGAGAAAUGUUCCCCGGGCAUCAGGCCGUGUGUUAGGGCUCUUCUGCUUCCGGUAUAAGGCCCAGAACAAGACACCGAGCCGCUCGCUCUCUCACUCUCACUUUCUGUUUUUCUUUUUUUUUUUGGAAGCCGAACUUUUUCAGAGUGGAAAAUGGGUCUUUGAGAGUGUUGGCACAUUUCCCCGCACCACAAUGGCAACCGAAACCUUUCUCUUGAAUGAAGAACCCUCCAGAGGUCCUGGGAUGCCUGAAUGCUUUGUAGUAUCAGAUUCAUACAGGUAUUACCCUACUCAUCUUCUAAACAAUGCCUUAGUGGAUGAAUUUCAUCCCUUCAUCGAGGCCCUCCUCCCCCAUGUCCGUGCCUUCUCGUACACCUGGUUCAACCUGCAGGCCCGCAAGCGCAAGUACUUCAAGAAGCACGAAAAGAGGAUGACCAAGGACGAGGAACGCGCGGUGAAGGACGAGCUGCUGGGGGAGAAGCCAGAGAUCAAGCAGAAGUGGGCCUCGCGCCUGCUGGCCAAGCUGCGCAAGGACAUCCGGCCCGAGUUCCGCGAGGACUUUGUGCUCACCAUCACGGGCAAGAAGCCUCCCUGCUGCGUGCUGUCCAACCCCGACCAGAAGGGUAAGAUCCGCCGCAUCGACUGCCUCCGCCAGGCCGACAAGGUGUGGCGGCUGGACCUGGUGAUGGUCAUCCUGUUCAAGGGCAGCCCCCUGGAGAGCACGGACGGGGAGCGGCUGGUCAAGUCGCCCCAGUGCUCCAACCACGGCCUGUGUGUCCAGCCGCACCACAUUGGAGUGACGGUCAAGGAGCUGGACCUCUACCUGGCCUACUUCGUCCACUCACCAGAACAAUCAGGACAAUCAGACAACUCGAACCAGCAAGGAGACACAGACGUCAAGCCCCCGCCCAAUGGCCACUUGAGUUUCCAGGACUGCUUUGUGACUUCAGGGGUGUGGAACGUAGCCGAGCUGGUCCGCGUGUCGCAGACCCCGGUGGCGACAGCGACAGGUCCAAACUUCUCCCUGGCCGACCUGGACAGCCCUGGAUACUACAACAUCAACCAGGUGACCCUGGGCCGGCGCUCCAUCACCUCCACCCCCUCCACCAGGACUGAAAUGGAGCUUUAUGCAAGUCUCCCACGGAGCUCCAACAAGCGCAAGUCCAUUGACGACAGCGAGAUGGAGAGCCCGGUGGACGAUGUCUUCUACUCGGGCCGCUCCCCGGCGGCCGGCAGCAGCUCUCAGUCCAGCGGGUGGCCUAACGACGUGGAUGCAGUGCAGCACCAUUUGGCCAGUGUGCAGGAGAGGAAGAUUAAGCAUGAGAACGAUGGAGUGCAGUUUCCUUACCAUGGACUGUCAUCGCCUGGUUCUCUUAAGAAGCCGGGGAAAUUCGAUUUCAGCGCCCUGUCCUCCCAGACGAGGUCCCCCCGCAUGGCGUUCACCCACCACCCACUGCCAAUGCUGGCGGGAGUGAGACCAGGGAGUCCCCGUGCGUCGGCCUCGGCCCUGCACUUCCCGUCUCCCUCCAUCAUCCAGCAGUCUAGCCCCUACUUCACCCACCCGACCAUCCGCUACCACCACCACCCUGGACAGGACCCCCUGAAGGAGUUUGUGCAGUUUGUCUGUGCUGAUGGUUCGGGGCAGGCCGCUGGACAGCCAAACGGGAGCGGCCAGAGCAAAAUGCCAGGCUCCUUCUUGCUGCCUCCACCUCCCCCAGUGGCCCGCCCAGUGCCCCUCCCCAUGCCCGACUCUAAACCCAACAGCACGCCCCCUGACGGCGGACUCUCCUCGCCCGCAUCUCCGUCAUACUCCACGUCAGGCGCCACAGCUCCCAACAGGUUUGUCGGCAUCGGAUCACGGGACAACAACUUUCUGAACAUCCCGCAGCAGACGCAGUCUUGGUUCCUCUGACAAGAUCUGUGCACAAACCAGCAACUAGUAUUCUUUCUUUACAAUCGGAAAAAGCAAACAGAGAAACAACCCGCAGGAUGAUAAUUGUCCUCCAACCCACCCACCGCCCGCCCGACCGGCCCUGACAGUACGUCUCACCUGAUUCUAAAUCAAACCACACAGGAACAUGCAGCAGAGGAACUCUGGACUCAUUCACCCAGUCAGAGGGAGGACCUGUUCUGAGCAACGACGGAAAGAUGGAAAGAUGAAUGGAUGGACAAGGGGAUGCCAGGACGCAGGAAGUAGUGAGGGGCACAACAACGACAACAAGCAGGCGUCUCUCCUGAAAACGAAAAAGCAAACAACCACCGAACCAGCACAACGCAGGAGGAAGAAAACGUCUUCUUCUGCGUCUUCGUGAGGACGUUUCGUGUAACGAAGAAAAAUCCACUGUCCAACUAAAUCAAGACUUUCCAGAUGCAGCAUUUUAACCCUCAAAGCUCCGCCCACCGUGAAUCUACAGCCCGGUCAAAGAAAAAGACGAUUAGGUCCGAGCUCCUGUCGUCACCCAAAAGAAAAUCCAAUUAACUCUCUUUCUCUCUCUCUCUCUCUCUCUCUCUCUCUGAACGACCAUUGACUCUAUAAAGCCCCUGUUUACUACUAACUAGAGAGAGACCAUGCCAAAACAUUUCUUGAUUUAAGGGUUGCACUACAAGAAGCCGAAUCAAUUAACACUAAUCUUAACGAUGUGCACUAUUUACCUACAAGGCAUGGGAGGUAAACCAGACUUGCCUGUCAAGAGUUUUAAAGAGGAAAAGGUACAAGACGCCUUCACGUGUCCUCGACCCCAUCGAUCAGUUCGACAAAUCACUGGCCUCCGCUCAUUCUCACAUGUCCCCGCACAACACACACACACACACACA
Molecule: messenger RNA, 3672 nt
Organism: Hippoglossus stenolepis (Pacific halibut)
Lineage: Eukaryota; Metazoa; Chordata; Actinopteri; Pleuronectiformes; Pleuronectidae
Gene: nfixb
Product: nuclear factor I/Xb
Exons: 15
Coding region: 1052-2770 (572 amino acids)
Biological process (GO): regulation of transcription by RNA polymerase II
Cellular component (GO): nucleus
Molecular function (GO): RNA polymerase II cis-regulatory region sequence-specific DNA binding; DNA-binding transcription factor activity, RNA polymerase II-specific
Source: RefSeq, a predicted model, not a curated record